UCUAACAAAGAUAAAUUUGGGGUAUUCAUCAAGAAGUAAAUUUUUGUGAGUGUAAAAUUACAAUAGGGCGCCACGAUAGCUUAAUUUGAACAUGGUAUACAGUUAAUAAACUAUAAGCAAUACUUUAUAUAAUAAUGAAUAAUUUUGACUGUUUGAACACUAUUGAUGGAGAAAUACUAAAAGGAAUAAAUAUAAUACAAAAAAAAAUUAAUUUGCGUCCAAUAUCCAAUAACAUCAAUGAUAUUGAUGUUGGUGAGCCAUCAUGCUCGAAUACAAGUCGUUGGCACAAUCUGGAAAGUAAUCAUGAAAGGGACUUUAGUACAGGAUUUGGAUUUACUAGCAAUUACAAAGGCACUGUAUACAGGAAACAUAACAUACGAGACCAUACCGUUAUAAGGAAAACAAGAAAGAAAAUCCUAUCCCAACGCACUAAAACAAGAUGUCCCAUGAGAAUAAUGCAGUUAUCUGUGCCAACUAAAAGAUAUUGCUUGGAAACUUGGAGAAGCAAUAGAGAUAUUCUUCCUGAUUUCAUGGUAGAAAGGUUAAGACGAAUUGUUAUGGAUGAAAAGCCAAUCGUAAAAAUAUAUGAUGCCAUUAAUUGUUUCAAAAGGCAAAAGUCAUCAAAGUCUCGACUGAAUUCAAAAAGAUACAUAAAUACGAAACAUCAAGAUCAAAUAAAAUUAUUUUGCGGUUUAUUGUCGUAUAAAGUAAUACAGAAGUUACAACGACCACUUAAUUUAACUUUGGACUCACAAUUGAAAACAUUGUCGCAAGUUGUUAACGAAGACAUUACAAGUAUAUUGUACAACCCAAAAAAAUCUGAAUUAAAUACAAAUAUUAAAAUUCAAACUGAAAUAGCAGAUGCGGCAAGUAGAAAAUCAUUAUAG
Molecule: messenger RNA, 887 nt
Organism: Vanessa tameamea
Lineage: Eukaryota; Metazoa; Arthropoda; Insecta; Lepidoptera; Nymphalidae
Exons: 5
Coding region: 135-887 (250 amino acids)
Source: RefSeq, a predicted model, not a curated record